Misgurnus anguillicaudatus (oriental weatherfish) is the source of this 3128-nucleotide messenger RNA. The record is from RefSeq and is a predicted model, not a curated record. NCBI's taxonomy places the organism in Eukaryota, Metazoa, Chordata, Actinopteri, Cypriniformes, Cobitidae.
GUUCAGGAGGCGGGGCUUAGCUGAAGCAGCACGUGCAAAUGGCAGAAUGACAGGUUCACCGCUCCUGCUAAGAGCAAAUGUAGAAAGUCACUACGGUGUGCUUAGCAUAAGAUGGUGGUCAUCGGUGAUUUUAUCAGUACGUUUUAACAUGCUGCUUUAAUUUAUUGAAAAUAAUCAUGGCUCGACAGGAAAAGGGGUGAUCAAGAAAAGGUUCGGGAGGAGGAGCAUAGUCAUGUGAUCCAACCAAUCAGCGCAAAGAGUGAUGACUAAGCCCCUGGAGAAACAGGUGCAGCAGCAGUCAUCCCCCCAGAUGUUGGCUCCUGAUGGGGGUUGGGGAUGGGUUGUGGUCGGUGCUCUUUUCGUUGCUUCUGCCCUGGUCUUUGGGCUCAUCCGCAGUCUAGGCAUCUUUUUCGUAGAAUUUGUGCAGUACUUUGGUGAAAGUGCCCAAGCUGUAUCCUGGAUAACAUCCAUUGGGGUGGCAGUACAACAGCUAUUCAGUCCAGUAGGUACAGCAGCAUGUAAUGUAUAUGGAGCUCGGCCAGUCGUUAUGAUUGGAGGCUUCCUCUCAGGCCUAGGGUUUAUUUUGGCUUCCCAGGCGACAACUCUUUCACAUCUUUACCUGACCAUGGGACUCAUCUCAGGUUUAGGAUGGGCUUUGGUCUUCACCCCUAUUAUUGCAUCAGUAAUGCAGUAUUUCACGAUACGACGAUCUCUCGCCAUUGGCCUGGGCUUCACAGGCAUCGGUCUUGCCUCUUUCGCCUUCUCCCCACUGUUUCAGUACUUAGUAGAGGUGUACUCUUGGCGUGGGGCCUUGCUCAUUCUGGGAGGCCUAAGCUUCAACAUGAUUGCAUGCGGGGCUCUCAUUCGACCUAUAGGAAAUCCAAAAGUUGUUGUAAAGGCUGAAAACUCUUCCGUCAACAAGUGUUCUUCUCUAUGCUCCCGUUUCUAUGAAUGCUUUGAGAUCUCCCUGCUUUCCCACCGUGGCUUCCUCACUUACACCCUGGCCAUCACCCUCUUCAAUGCAGGCUACUUUAUCCCAUACGUUCAUCUGGUUGCCCACAGUCGCCACAUCGGUUUCACUGAAUACCAGGCGGCAUUUGUGAUCUCUGUCACCGGUGUGGCGGACAUUGUGGGUCGCGUUGUAUCCGGGUGGGCCUCGGACCUCGGCAAAAUGCGGAUGCCCCACAUGCUGACACUGUGGACUGGGUUACUGGGGAUAUUUCUGUUGCUCAUUCCUCUCGGCGUGACUUACCCAGGACUGUUGGUACUCGGCCUGGCUUAUGGGUUUUGUGCAGGAGCAAUGACCCCGCUCGCCUUUGCAGUGGUACCAGAGAUCGUAGGCAUGGAGCGAAUGCUAGGGGCCCUUGGUCUCCUGCAGCUUCUAGAGAGCAUUGGAGGGCUACUAGGAGCUCCGCUUUCUGGCUGGCUAAAGGACUCUACGGGAUCAUAUACUGCAUCUUUUGUGGUUGCUGGAAGUUUCCUUGUUUUAGGUACAUUAGUCACAUGGAGUCUUCCAAAUUUCUGGCUUUGUAAAAGUCCUACAUCAUCAUCAAAGAUAUCAUCUCAGGAUACCUCUGUGGAAGAUGGACUGCUCAAGCCAAAGCUGCCCACUGUUCCCGAGAGUCCCUUGGAUGAUACACCUUGCUCAGAUAAGGAAAUAGAGGUCUGGUGUGACAGACAUGUGACACAACCAGUGCAAGAACAAGAAUAUAUGGCUGAUGCAAGAAAUGACAGGAUUUUGUGAUAUUAGUAACAUUUUUAAAGGCUAUUACUGUUAUUAGGCAUCAAAUAUGUGACCCUGCCUGUGAAAACCCUUUUUGAGAUUUAAUGUUUUCUACAUAAAACAUUAUGUGAAAAUAUAACCUUGAUAUCUUUAAUAUUGACUGAGUAAGGUCAUGUCAAAGAUUAAAAUCAACGUGAAACUGAACUUUGAUCAUUAUUCAGCUAAAGUUUUUCAACUUUAGCCCGGUUUUCACAGGCAGGGUCACAUAUGAUAUUGGAGCGGGGCGGCAUAGUACCUCAGUGGUUAGCACUUUUGCCUCACAGCAAGAAGCUAAAUGUUUUUCUGGUUUAACCAGAUUUCUUUAGGUGACAAAUUGCUAAACUUUGGGUGUGUGAGAGUAUGUGUGAAAUAUGUGGAUGAAACUGUGCACAUUAUAAAAUAUGAUAAAAAAUAGUUAUUGCCAUGAAUAUAGUCACUAUAGACAUGGACGAGGCACCUCAGCAAAUGUAGUUUUCUACCUCAUUUUCAUUUUUAAACAGAAUACAAACAACUUUGUAAGAUUUCACCAUGUGUAGAUUUUUAGCGUGGUAUAAUAUAAAUGUAAUAUAUAUCAAUGGUGCUUGUCAGAAAGACAAUCUGAUGAAGGCAGCCUUGUCAGGGUUUUAAAGGGCAGCAGGUGGUUCAAGUUCAGUUUAUUUCUUGAGCACAUUUAAAGGCGGAGUCCACGAUGUUUGAAAAACGCGUUGGAAAAGGAGACGGGCCGACUACCAAAACACACUUAUAGCCAAUAAAAUCAAAUCAAAUGCCGGAUUGCGUAUGUGUGGGGCGGGUCUAUCAACAGAAGGUCCAGAUUCUAUUGGGGAAGGGGCGUGUUUGUUUAGGUGAUUUCAAAUAUCAACAUUGGCUUUCAAACAUCAUGGACUCCGCCUUUAAAAACAGUGGCAUACCAAAGUGCUUUACAAAAAAAAUCACAAGAGACCCAAGAUAAACAAAACUAGGAAGUACCUUUUAAAAAUAAAAGAUGUCUUUUUAGACAAGGUAGAGACACUAAUGUUAUUUGGUAGACUAUUCCACAGAGCAGAAUUUUUCAAACUUUAUGAUGCCGAGGACCCCCAAAUAUGAUGAACCUUUUGUGAGGGACCCCCUUCCUAAUAUAUGUAUAUAUGGUUCCCCUAUGAUUACAAUCUUUUAGAGUGUAUAACGUAUUUUUAUGUAUAACAAAAAUAUAAUUGGCUACUUUUUACAAUUUAUUUGCAUCAUAGCAGCCUUACAAGGAAUUCUGCUUUACAAACCCUGUUAGAUAAAGGAGACCCUAAUAAGAAAGAAACAAAGAAAAUAUAAAUUAUUCUUGAAUGUAUGAAGCAAGAAAUGAGAAAUAAAUACCUAAUAAAUGAACUGAACAAUU